This is a messenger RNA of Drechmeria coniospora, 3024 nucleotides long. RefSeq lists its product as uncharacterized. The record is from RefSeq and is a predicted model, not a curated record. Bases 1 to 3024 code for a protein of 1007 amino acids. The transcript is spliced from 7 exons. NCBI's taxonomy places the organism in Eukaryota, Fungi, Ascomycota, Sordariomycetes, Hypocreales, Ophiocordycipitaceae.
AUGCGCCUCUGGAAGAUACUGCUGCCAUGCCUCCUCGGCCUGGCGCUGGCCAACCCGCCGCAGCCUCAGAAGACCGAUCUGGCCGGUGCGAGCCGUGCACCCAUCGAUCCGGCCGCUGCCGGAUUCUACCGUUGGCUUGUCAUCGUACGACACAUGUUGCCUGGUUAUCGCCUCGUCUCCGCCAACGUCCCUCAUAGCUUUGGCGGCAACAUACAAGUGACAGAGGAUACUUUUGCCUGGUUCCGGCAACAAGGCAUCGGACACGUGAUAUUCUCCGAUGCGGAUGGGAUUGCGGAACACACCCUGGCGGCUUUCCGGAACCAUAACAUGGAAGUGACAAUCGUCCCUCGCUUUGGGGACGACAUGGAACAAAACUGGAUCUCGCUCUUCGCCGUGUGGCUUGCCUUGCGACGAUUCCACGACGGCACCGCCGUCUUGUCUGACAGUGACGCGGCCUUCGGCUGGGGCGGUGUCGUAAUUUCGGCAUUGCAGAUGCUAUGCCUCAAUGAAAUGGGACUGCUGCACAAAUUCACCAAGGAUGACUAUUCGCGGAAUGGCAUCAACAGAGUGUUCAUGGUUCAGUUUGCAAACACUUUUUUGAAACACCCCGCGGCGGCCAAGGAGAAAAACAAAUACGCUUCGGGACAGCAACCGUCCUGUAGCCGUCAAUCAGCCGGUCCUGCAAGGGCCGUCCCCAAUGUUGAUGAGAAUAACGAGGCAGGUCCGAGUGCACCGUCAAGGCACGAUUCGUGUGAGUCGUUCGAUUUGCACAAUUUAACCGUCGCCAUGCUGCAAGAAGCGGACGACAUACGGAGAGUUUUGAAUGCCACGAUAUCGGAGCGAUUGACAUGGGAAGAUAUUUUUACCCGCUCUUGCCCCGACAUGGCCAAUGUGCCCCCAAAGGCGGUUGUUGCACCGAUUCCCUUUGCUCAGGAGAGAGCUCUCGCCACCUCUCCACCUGCUGCUGCCGUGGCUACCCCUCGUUGGCGGCCUCGUCCGCGGCCUAUUACGAAUCUCGAACCACAGCAGCUGGAGAAUGCCCUGCCCCGGCAGUCAGGGUAUAGCGGGCGCCAGCAAACAGACGUUCUGGAGGAUCCGGACGACGAGCCGGAUACCGUAGCCACAUCCUGUGUCCCUGCCGCAUGUUUUGAUUUCUUGGCCUUGUUCUUUGGAAGGAAGCCGGGCUCCACCAGACGAUCCGAAUCGUCGUACGCGCACAACGAUGGCAACAACCCUAACAAGACGGCAGAAACGGAGAUACGACAACUAUGCGAAACGGCCAUAGAUUUGGCGGCAAAGAAAAAUCAUACGUGGUGCGAGAGCCUAGACGAGGUCGAGGUAGGCUUCGAGAUGUCUCCCGAAUUUCUCGCCGGUACCUGGGAUUGCUUAGGUAUUGCCUUAAACCAAACGUAUGGUAUGUUUAAGCAGCAAAUUGCAGUGAAACCCAAUGCUGGCUCCGAAGCUUGGUCCGCUCUCGACAUACAAGCUUGGCUCGGCAAGGGCACGACUAGCGUUAGUCUUAACAAAAUUCGCAUGGUCGAUCUAACAGUUAGGGAGUGCGGCUUUCCAUAUCCAUUUGCACCCCAUGAUGAUAAGUUUAAAAUCAAAGCUUUCAAGAUACGCGGCCGAUGCGCCGGUACAAAGGUUAGGGCUACCCUCGACUAUCAUAGCGGAUCUGCCGUACAGGAACAUCAUCAUUCGUUAGGAAGAGUCUAUUGGGAUGCUUAUCAUACAGAGACAUUUGCAUCCGUCCCUAUAGCUUCUCGAGACUGGAAAUUUCAUCCGAUAUGCCAAACCAUCCGCGAGUUGUGGUACGAAUUCCAACUCGAAUUCCAACUGGUAGGUAGCUAUGGGGGUUUGCGGGACCAGGGCAUAUUCGACACUAUACGAUUCGACCUUGGCACGGAGAAAUCAGUCUUUGUGGCCCAAGCACCAUUGGAGGGAAGCCUUGUAUCCGGCACCGUUAAUCUCAUUGACCUUUUCGGUACAAUGGAGGUUCAUCUAAACGAUAUUAAAAGCAUCAACUUGAUCGACAUUCCCGCACACGACGAAGGUGAUGGCAACGAUAGGUGGCAUUUUCAAGGCAUUAAAUUUACUGCCAUUUGUACCAACGAUUACCGAAAGCUUGAGUUGACAAAAUUCGCUACUGUAAAGGAACAGUUGCGGUAUUCUUCUGACAGAAAGUAUGUCUGGUCUCGCAAACUCUUUGCCGGGGACUGGAAAACCGUACCAUUAGAGAAGACUCUAGUAGGGACGUUGACUGAGCUACUCGAAUACCCAACGAACAUGCACGCGGGGUUACCGAGUACUGGAGGCCGUGAUUCUGCACUGGUGCGUAACGACGAAACCACGCAGGACCUAGUAUUCUUAAGAAGCUGGCCUGCAGCGUGCAACACGAGAAAGCUUACAGCCGUCACCCGGCACGCUCGCGAUUCUUUCAGGUUACUGCGUCGUACUGCAUGUAUUCUUGCGUCGACCGCCAGCUCGCCUCGCAGAGGUGCCCAUCGUGACGCUCGCUGCACCUACCCUGCCCUCUCGCCUUGCCCCCUGGGGCGGUUCCCACCCGGCAAUAUGCUCGCCAUGUGCCCCUGGAAGCUACUGCUGCCAUGUCUCCUCGGCAUGACGCUGGUCCAUCCACCGCCUCGGGAGAGCGAUUUGCCUGGCACGAGUAGGGAGAUGGUCGAUCUACGUGCUAAUCAGUCCUUCCUCCGCACCGUCGUCGUCGAAAUCAUCGUCGUCAUCGACUUGACGCCUGGUCACGGACCAUCCGUCGCCAAAGCUCCGAACGGCAAAGGCGAUCACCAUCAGACCGAGGACACGAUCAAAGCUUGGAAGCAACAAGGCACCAAACGGCUAGUGGACCCUAAUCCUCCCAGGAACGCCGAAAACAUUCGGGUGGCUCUCGAGCAGAACGGCAUCAUGUACACAAAUGCGCCCAUGUGGAACCUCGAUGAGCUCAACUGGCACCCGUUGCACACGGUCUCGGACAAGCAUCAAGGUUUCCCCAGCAGCACCGUGGUUUGA